GCGCAGGCGACCCGUGUGGUGCAGGACCUGGUGCCAUGGGUCGAGUACAAGCUGGCCGAAGCGCUGGUGAAGAUGGGCUUCUACGAUGAGGCGCCGGCGCUGGCUGAGCUUGAGCCGCUGUCGAUCAAGGACAGGGAUGUCGCUGGCGGGGGCGUUGCAUCCUUCAAGGAGAAGUGGUGCCCGCGCAACUGCGCCACAGCGGCCCGGGCCUCCGGCUUGUACGAGGCCGCUGGGAGCCUGUUUUGGGUGCCGGCGGGGGCGCGGGCGCAGGAGGUGCUGCCUGUGCAAGAUUGCACAUGGGCGCAGGUGGAGGAGUUGAAGCCUCUUUUUGAGGAGGCGCAGGAGCUGGCGCGGGUGGUGUUUCCGGCAACCUUGAGUGCCUGGGUGGAGGACAUUUCUGUCCUCUACCCGCCGGGCGCGGGCGAAGGCGACUGCAUGCCGAAGGCACUGACGCUGGUGGAAAAUCACGCGCUGGUGGUGGCGUGGUGGUUGGCGAUGUUCGAAGCCCUCAGGGCGGAGAACCAGGACCGCGUCCGACUUCUGUACGAGUGUGCACUGACAGUCACGAUCCGGCUGUAUGUGGGGACGAGCAAGCAGGCGCUGGCGCUGAUGCUCUGGCAGGCGACAGACAAGAAAAAGCAGGUGCUGGCGGUGGCGGAUGACAACGUCAUCACGUUUGCAAAAAAGUUCCAGAUCAUCGUGGAGAAUUGUGGGGUGAAAGGAAUCGGAAAGCAGCUGGAGCACUGGAAGGCGAUCGGCCUCAACUUCAUGGGGAAGCCGGUGUAUCGAAUGUUGCACUACGCUCUUCUGGCGAUUGCGCAGCUGUCAGACAAGGCGCAGGCGUUGUUGCAGGAGCUGGAAAGCAAGGCCGGGCGCGCGUUCUUGACGGAAGGCCACUCCAAGUUGCACAACGUGAUGCGACGCGCAGGCGCUGGCGCGGACAACUCAGAAGCCAUCGAUCCGGUGGAACAGCUGCUGCACCUCCUGCUUGUUGAGGUGGACGGCGAGAAACUGCAGGCGCAGGACGCGACCUCCGACUUCUUCGAGGGCGGCAGAGGCGCCGGCGCUGGCGUGGGCUGGGUGGCGAUGUCGCUUUGCAAGCUGGCGGUGUUGGGGAAGGUGUGCGGCGUGCUGAGCACCUCGGAGGAGGCGUGGGCGAGCAAUGCCUUGCAGCAGAUCAAUGAUUUGGGGAAGGCGAGGCAGGCGCUGGCGAAAGCAGCGGAGGCGGAGUCUGUGAAAGUCUCAGAGGACGGCCUCUGGUCUGCUGUGUUUUCCUCCAAGGACGCGGUCCCGCCAGGCUACGCGGCCGACUUCAUCGCCUACGUCAGCAACUUGUUGGGCGGCGGCUACGACGCGGACCUCAAAACCUUCAAUGACAAAGAGGACUUGGUCGCGCAACUCCUUGCAGGCGAAGGCGACAACCCCGUGCUGAAGGACUGGCGGGAGGCCCUGGACACCCUGGACAGAGGGGUUUCCGGCUUGAGCACCGGCGUGGUGGCGGUUGAUUCGAUCCAGGAGGACUCGCUGGCGUCGGCACCCUUGUCACUGCUGAUGCAAAAGUGCGCCGCCGGCGACGACCUGGAGGAGGUCAGGGAGACUACUCGCCGAGAGCGGGCGGAGGUGUUGGCAAAGGCGCGGGGGCUCAGAAAAGGCCUGUGCCAGUUGUUGGUGCUGCCACAGGCGUGCACCAAGGAGGCGUUGCAGUCGGCCUUGGCCCGUGCAGGUGCAGGCGGAGCUGGCAACUUCCACGGGAAGUUGAACGAGAAGCACCGCGGCUACUUUCUCAUGGCCGACCUGGAGCAUGAGGAGAAGCAGGGCUGGGCGCAGGUGUCAGAGAUGAGCGGCUCUGUCAAACAGCGGUUUUCGCAGAAGUGCGCCUUCUUGAAGGGGCUGGCAGGGUCGUGCGACUUCGUCUUCGUCGGCGAUGGGCGCUGUCGCGCGGCACGUGCGACGAUCGAAGAGGCGCUGGUGAAGGACCUGGACUACACGCAGUUCUUCGAGCUUUGGGUGAGCUUCGCAGGCCCAUGUGUGCGGGCGUCAACGCGGCAGGUGGUGGGCGGGCAGGUGAACAAGGAGAUCAUCUUCGUCAAGCUGCCGGCGCCGCGCGUACGCCUGGCCGCCGUG
Molecule: messenger RNA, 2124 nt
Organism: Symbiodinium sp. CCMP2592
Lineage: Eukaryota; Dinophyceae; Suessiales; Symbiodiniaceae
Source: the annotation of a GenBank genome assembly